GGCAAGGAACGUACAUAACACUAAACUCUGAUUCGUCUACAAUAUCUAGAAAUACGGGAAUAUUUUGGGCACUGUCGAGUAUAAGUAUGAUUUUAGGAAAUACAUUCGUGUCUUAUGCGCUUCGUGAUAAAUAUGAUUUCGAUGAAUCAACCAGACAAUAUAUCUAUACCGUACUCAUAUCUGUUAGUGUAUUUGGUACGCUGUUAUUCUUAUUUUUACUAUCUCCUGUGAGGCCAGACGGAACUGUGAACGAACGAGUAGAAACAAUAAGUUCUAUUCAAGAAAUCAAAAACAUCGUGUCGCUUUUUUUAAGCAAAGAAAUGUGCUUAUUAAAUGUAACAUUUUUUUUUACUGGUUUACAUUUGUCAUUCUAUGCUGGUGUCUAUAGUUCAAGUAUUGGAUUUACUAAAAGAAUGGGUCCCAAUAGUAAACAGCUUGUUGGAUUAUCUGGAAUAUUGAUCGGCGUUGGUGAAGUUUUAGGAGGUUUGAUAUUCAGUAUUUUCGGCCAAAAGACUUCWRACAACAACGCUAAUUYGAAAGGAUUAAAUCGUCCAGCAGUAAUUUUAUUGGGUUUUAUCGUAAAUAUCGUUGCAUACGGUUUGAUAUUUAUAAAUUUACCGAAUGACUCACCAUUUGGUGAUACAACUGCCAAAUCAUUUAUUGAACCCAAUCAGAACUUAGCAAUUUUCUGCAGUUUUCUUUUGGGUUUUGGUGACAGUUGCUUCAAUACUCAACUUUAUAUUUUAAUUGGACUCUGGUAUUCUGAAAAUAGUGCUCCACCCACGGCCUUGUUUAAUUUCAUGCAGUCAAUAGCAGCUGCUGUAAGUUUUUACUAUAGCAAUUAUUUUGGAAUAUAUGUCCAACUAAUAUUAUUGAUGGUCUCAUUAACUAUGGCUACUUUGUCGUUCUUCAAAUUGGAAGAAUCUACUGAUAAACGACGUUAUGAAGAAUUAUAAGAGUUAAAUGUUCGUUUAGUGAAAUUAUUUGACCAAUUGUAAAUUAAGUUAUUCGUGUGCUAUUCCUUUCUUUAUUCGUAAAGUAAUAUAUGAUUAAUAUAAUAUAUAUAAGCCUAGCAUGUAAUAAAAAUAAAAAUCUCAAAUUUGUCAUA
Molecule: messenger RNA, 1108 nt
Organism: Diuraphis noxia (Russian wheat aphid)
Lineage: Eukaryota; Metazoa; Arthropoda; Insecta; Hemiptera; Aphididae
Product: UNC93-like protein MFSD11
Source: RefSeq, a predicted model, not a curated record